AUGAGUGAGUCACCUGGAUCGAAUGGAGACGAAAUGCCGAUCGUGAGGGAAAUUCAUCAAAACGGCAAGCUUCGCUAUUUGCCGCAUUUGCGACGAGAUACUCGUGGGCGGAUUCGCGAGGCUUUCGGCCGGAUCCCUCUCGACGAUGACUCUGUCGAAAUACCGAGUAGACGAGCUAGAGUUCCUGACGACAUUCGAACCACUGUGAUGCAAUGGGCUGAUCGAAUAAAUGGAACAGUUGUCGAUGACAUUGGCCACAUCAUACCGUUCAAAUUAAAUGGGGCCGAUCAUGCUGAGAACUUUUACCCGCAAAAUGCAACUGCCAAUCGACUGAUGGGCUCGAUCCAAGAACGAUGGAUGUCACUGAGUCGACGAGACGUUUUGAGUAUGAUAAUGAGGAGGAGCGUCGCCCAAGCCGCUCCAUCCAACAUCACGAAUGAGGCUAUCGGAAUGGGGAUCAUGCGAGUUUCGACUGUGUCGUCGAGAACCCGACCAAAGCCAAAGAAAGCACAGUUGCGAUAUAUAGAGAGAUCGGAGCCUCCACUGAACAACUUCGCAACAACAUUCGAAGGAUUGUGGAGGAGAGCGCGGCUGCACUCAAUAAAAGUA
Mesorhabditis belari is the source of this 609-nucleotide messenger RNA. The record is from the annotation of a GenBank genome assembly. NCBI's taxonomy places the organism in Eukaryota, Metazoa, Nematoda, Chromadorea, Rhabditida, Rhabditidae.